Girardinichthys multiradiatus is the source of this 1978-nucleotide messenger RNA. RefSeq lists its product as uncharacterized. NCBI's taxonomy places the organism in Eukaryota, Metazoa, Chordata, Actinopteri, Cyprinodontiformes, Goodeidae. The transcript is spliced from 9 exons. The record is from RefSeq and is a predicted model, not a curated record. The coding region runs from base 131 to 1933 and encodes 600 amino acids.
UUUCAUUAGUCUGUUGUUGAGUUUAACUGUUCUUCCUUUGACUGUUUUGUUACACUGUAGCUGGAAUGAGGCAAAAAAACAAACAAAACAAUUACACCAUUAUUUUUCAUAGCACAGGCCAACAACAGUGAUGUUGUCAGAAGCUGGAUGUGUGUUGAUGGUUUACAUUCUCAGCAUCUCAGGUGUUGAAGGAAAACCAACGAUCAUCUGUGCUUUGAGAAGUUCAUCAGUGAAUCUGAACUGCUCAGCUUCACAUUCAGCUGCAAACAUGAAAUGGUACAUUGUGUACAUGAAUAAUACAGAAUAUGUUCAUAAAGAUCUCUCUGUGCAUGAAAAUCAUGAAAGGAUGAGACUAUCAGAAAAUGGUUUAACUCUGACAAUCAGAGAUCUAACAGAGAGUGAUGGAAAACAUUACUGCUGCAGUGAAUCUACUCCAGAUAAAACAGACAGCUGCCCACACAACAGUAUUCAGCUCCAGGUUGCAGAUCUUCAGGUAAAGGUGUUUCCUGCCACAGAGGGACAGAAAGUAACUCUGAUGUGCACAACCAGCUGUCUUCUGACUGAAAGCCCUGCAGCCUUCAUCUGGUACAAGAACAGAAAGUUCCUCUAUGAGGACUGGUCCCCCUGGUACCAAGAGCUGGUCAGCAGUGAUCAGGCAGUCAGAUACUCCUGUGCUAUCAAAGGCUACGAGGACCUCAGAGCUCCUGAGGUCUUAGUGGAUUCUGUCACAUGGAACUGCUUCAGUGUGACCUACGCUGAAGGCAGAAUGUGUUCCUACAAACAGACAUCAGAGAAACAGUCCUGCUCCAUCACAUUUCCCACAGAACUUCAAGUUGAAAGGACAGAAGCACAGAAAGACAAUUUUAGACUAACGUGUAACUCCAACUGUUCUCUUACUGACCUUCAACCUUCCUUUCAGUUGUAUAAAAACACACAACGUGGUUUACAGAAAGUUGAUCAGAAAGCUUUUGUUACCAGAACAUCAUCAGAGAGCUUUUUCUGUUCUGUGGAGGAUCUUAAGGAUCUGCUCUCUAAUGAAGUUUGUGUUGAUGGUAACGACUGCUCUAGUGUGAAUUACGUGAGCAGGAGAAUCUGUGGCCUGAAGGGUUCAUCAGUGAACAUCUCCAGCAUUUACUCACUUCCUGGAAACCUACAGCCACAGACUAAACUCUGGUUUAAAGAGAAGAUAAAUAUGAAGCAGGAAACAGAACAGCUGAUGGAGGAUAAAGAUGAUGUGAAGAAUCUGGACAACAUGAAGAACCAACACAUCCUCAGAUUAGACAACCUGGAUGAGAAGGACAUAGGAGAAUAUAAAUUCAGAAUGAAAUCACAGAAUGAUGAACUGAUAAAGUCUGAUUAUUCAGGAGUUACUCUGAUUGUCACAGAGCUCCUAGUGGAUCUGAGACCUGCUGCAGAGGUGACUGAGGGUCAGAGAGUCACCUUAACCUGCAGGACCAGCUGUCCUCUUAGUGAAAACACAAACUACACUUGGUACUUGAACAGUCAGCAUCUGAGUCUCACAGAAACACAAAGCAAACAGCUCAUUAUAGAUGCAUUUAGCCGCCAGGAUGAAGGAAACUACUCCUGUGGAGUUGAAAUGAUCAGAUCAGCUGUAAAGACUCUGACUGUCCAAAGAAGAACAGUAAACUGGAAGCCAGCAGCUGCAGGACUUUCUGCCGCUCUCUUGGUUCUGUUAUCUCUCAGUGUUUUCUUGUAUAGGAAAUACAAGACUUCUCAUCAGUGUUCUGGAAGUGAAUCAGUCAACAAUAUGGAUGAGACAAACACUGAUCAUACGUAUGAAGAGAUUGAAGCUCAACCAGAAGAAAACGAACUGCCUUACAGCCAGUUAGUUUUAGAGAAAAUAAAUCCUCUUUACUCCAGUGUCCAAGAGCACCAAGAACAGCAUGCCUCCAAUGUUAUGGUCAAAAUAUGAACAAACACAAAUUCAGAUUAAACAGGGUAUUGAUGAUAAAACCAA